UCUGCAGCAAGCAGGAUUCUCGCGUGCUGGGGUCUGGAGCCGAUGGCAGACAAUGUCAACAACUAACAACAUAGCGCAGGCCCGGAAGCUGGUGGAGCAGCUCCGCAUCGAAGCCGGCAUCGAGAGGAUCAAGGUGAGGGUGGGAGCCCACGCGGCCGCGCCGGGGUGGGCAGGGACGGAGCAGGAAGGGGCCUGGGCAGGUGCUUUGGGUUUUCCCCGAGCACGUGCAUGCUGCUGCGAUGUCUCCGGCUCGGAUAUUGCAGCGUUUGUAGACGGGAUCCCUCCCUGCAGCCACGGCUCACGCCACGAGGUCAGGUCACAGCCUGGGCAGCUUCUCCCCGGUGCCAGAGGCGGCCGCGCCAUCCCCGGAGCGAGUUCCCGGGGCUCAGCGGGGCACACGCAGCCCGUGGCCCUGACGCCGCAGGGGCCAGAGCAGACUCUGCCCCAGGCACGCUCACAUGCAUUCCAGUCUUGUUUCCCCGUUUUCUCACAGGAUGGUUUCACUGCCCAGAGGCAGUUUCUCUCAGAAAGUCGCUGCCUGCACAGCUAUUUCAGCUGCUGCGCUCUCGUGGAUGAGCGGGACGGCGACACACCGGGCUCGGGCUCCAGGCGUGGUUGUGGGAGAACUUGGGAAGGUUUGGUCUGUGCUGCCGUCGGCCAGGACAGCAAACCAGAGUCUAUUCGCAGCCGUGUGCUGGCUCACCAGCAAAGGAGCCCCAGAAAUAAAGCUCCCUGUGGCCCUGGGGGGCUGGAGCAGCCACGGUGUCUGGAGAGUCGGGGCCGGGCCAGAAGCUUUCGCUCUGCUCUGGGAACCGGCUCGGGGGUUGCGGUCCCUGGGCAGGGAGCUCUGGAGUGGGGCCUUUGCUGGAGACAGAUCUUAGCAUGUGGGCAGCAGGUCCCAGCUCUGUGAGCGAGACACCCCGGGGCUCUCUGAAUUUACCCCUGCUAAGCCACGGAGGAGCCGAGGAACUGUGUGUGCUGGGCUUUGCCCGCCUUGGGCUCCAGAGGCUCCCCGGGAGGGGAGCCGAGAUCUGUUCCUGGAAAGUCGCUUGUCAGUAAGUCACACAGGGGAAACCCCUGUGCAUGGUGACGAAAGGCACAGGGAAACUGAAAUACAGUAAAGCGCAGAGGUGUUAAUUCCUGGUCAAAGAAUUUUUUUCUUUGACUUUCAGUCCCUGCUACUUCUGCAGCACCAGCUCCUCCGUCAUCUCCGGUUUUGAUGUCCUGCUUUGAAUAUGGGUUGGGUUUUUUUUUUUUUGAAAGCCAUGAGGUUUUGGAGCUGUUUUUAGGGCCAUCACUUUCCAGACUCCAGUCAUGCACCCAUCAGCAAGGCCAUCUUAGGGAAGACAAAAUAAAUUACAGGUCUUCCCCCAGCACAGGCGUUGCUGACUCCCCUAAGAAUUACCACGUCUCAGCUCCAGCAUCCCAAACGGCGCACGCCAAGGAGGAAGGAGGGUGUGUGUCUGCUUUCUGACCUUUGUAGCUGGGCCUAUCUUAAAUGCUUUAGUGGGAAAGAGCAACAGUGGUGGGACCACGACAUGCAGCUAUUUAGGCUGAGUGGAGAAGACCGGCUGUCUGGGUGAGCUUUCCAUAAAGCUGUGACCCGGCAGCUCGGCGUUUGCCUGCAGAUUAACCAGCCAAAAUGCUUCUGAGAUGAGGGGAGCGAGUACAGCCUGAGGGAGCGUGAGCUGGGGCAGGG
This is a messenger RNA of Athene cunicularia (burrowing owl), 1699 nucleotides long. RefSeq lists its product as uncharacterized. Gene Ontology annotation, cellular component: heterotrimeric G-protein complex. The transcript has 2 exons. Gene Ontology annotation, biological process: G protein-coupled receptor signaling pathway. Bases 53 to 910 code for a protein of 285 amino acids. The record is from RefSeq and is a predicted model, not a curated record. NCBI's taxonomy places the organism in Eukaryota, Metazoa, Chordata, Aves, Strigiformes, Strigidae. Gene Ontology annotation, molecular function: G-protein beta-subunit binding.